CCCCGGAAGCGGCGGGCGCUGCCCCGGAAGCGGCGCGGGGCGGGACGGGCGGCGAUGGCGGCGGAGGAGCCUCAGCAGCCGCAGCCGGAGCCGCUGGGCGGCAGCGAUGCCGACGGUGUGAACUGCCUGGCGUACGACGAGGCGAUCAUGGCGCAGCAGGACCGCAUCCAGCAGGAGAUCGCGGUGCAGAACCCGCUGGUGUCCGAGCGCCUGGAGCUCUCCGAGCUCUACAAGGAGUACGCGGAGGAUGACCACGUGUACCAGGAGAAAAUCAAGGACCUGCUGCAGAAGUACUCGUACAUCCGCAAGACGCGGCCGGACGGGAAUUGUUUCUAUCGCGCCUUCGGCUUCGCGCACCUGGAGGCGCUGCUGGAGGACGGGCAGGAGCUGCAGCGGUUCAAGGAGGUGUCGGCGCGCAGCAAGGAGGAGCUGGUGGCGCAGGGAUUCACCGAGUUCACCAUCGAGGACUUCCACAACACGCUGAUGGAGCUGAUCGAGCGCGUGGAGCGCCGUGUGCCGCUGCCGGAGCUGCUGGCGGCGUUUAACGAGCCGGCCACCUCGGAUUACCUGGUGGUUUACCUGCGGCUGCUCACCUCGGGCUGCCUGCAGCGCCACCGCCGCUUCUUCGAGCAGUUCCUGGAGGGGGGGCGCAGCAUCAAGGAGUUCUGCCAGCAGGAGGUGGAGCCCAUGUGCAAGGAGAGCAAUCACAUCCCUCUGUCCCCUGUCCCUCUGUCCCCUCAAUAACCCUGUCCAUCUGUCCGUCUGUCCCUCUGUCCCCUGUCCCUCUGUGCCUGUGUCCCCUGUCCCCUCGGUAACCCUGUGCCUGUGUCCCCUGUCCCUUGUCCCCUCAAUAACCCUGUCCCCUGUCCCCUCACACCCCGAUAACCCUGUCCAUCUGUCCCUCUGUCCCCUGUCUGUCCCCGCAGGAGGUGGAGCCCAUGUGCAAGGAGAGCGAUCACAUCCCUCUGUCCCCUGUCCCUCUGUCCAUCUGUCCGUCUGUCCCCGCAGGAGGUGGAGCCCAUGUGCAUGGAGAGCGAUCACAUCCCUCUGUCCCCUGUCCGUCUGUCCCCCCGAUAACCCUGUCCGUCUGUCCGUCUGUCCCCUCAGGAGGUGGAGCUCGUGUGCAAGGAGAGCGAUCACAUCCCUCUGUCCCCUGUCCCUGUGUCCCUGUGUCCGUCUGUCCCCGCAGGAGGUGGAGCCCAUGAGCAAGGAGAGCGAUCACAUCCCUCUGUCCCCUGUCCCUGUGUCCAUCUGUCCGUCUGUCCCCGCAGGAGGUGGAGCCCAUGUGCAAGGAGAGCGAUCACAUCCCUCUGUCCCCUGUCCCUGUGUCCAUCUGUCCGUCUGUCCCCGCAGGAGGUGGAGCCCAUGUGCAAGGAGAGCGAUCACAUCCCUCUGUCCCCUGUCCCUGUGUCCAUCUGUCCGUCUGUCCCCGCAGGAGGUGGAGCCCAUGUGCAAGGAGAGCGAUCACAUCCCUCUGUCCCCUGUCCCUGUGUCCAUCUGUCCGUCUGUCCCCGCAGGAGGUGGAGCCCAUGUGCAAGGAGAGCGAUCACAUCCCUCUGUCCCCUGUCCCUCUGUCCAUCUGUCCGUCUGUCCCCGCAGGAGGUGGAGCCCAUGUGCAAGGAGAGCGAUCACAUCCCUCUGUCCCCUGUCCCUGUGUCCAUCUGUCCGUCUGUCCCCGCAGGAGGUGGAGCCCAUGUGCAAGGAGAGCGAUCACAUCCCUCUGUCCCCUGUCCCUGUGUCCAUCUGUCCGUCUGUCCCCGCAGGAGGUGGAGCCCAUGUGCAAGGAGAGCGAUCACAUCCCUCUGUCCCCCCCGAUAACCCUGUCCGUCUGUCCAUCUGUCCGUCUGUCCCCGCAGGAGGUGGAGCCCAUGUGCAAGGAGAGCGAUCACAUCCCUCUGUCCCCUGUCCCUGUGUCCCUCUGUCCGUCUGUCCCCGCAGGAGGUGGAGCCCAUGUGCAAAGAGAGCGAUCACAUCCCUCUGUCCCCUGUCCCUCUGUCCAUCUGUCCGUCUGUCCAUCUGUCCGUCUGUCCCCGCAGGAGGUGGAGCCCAUGUGCAAGGAGAGCGAUCACAUCCACAUCAUCGCGCUGGCGCGGGCGCUGCACGUCUCCAUCCUGGUGGAGUACAUGGACCGGGGCGAGGGCGGCGCCACCAACCCGCACGUGUUCCCCGAGGGCUCCCAGCCCCGCGUCUGCCUCCUCUACCGCCCCGGCCACUACGACAUCCUCUACAAGUGACCCCCGAGCCCCGACCCGGCCCCGGGGGCUCCCCAAAACCCCCCCGGCCCCGCUGCGGCCGCGCCUCCCCUCCCCCCCACCGCUCCCGUCCCGGUGAUCCCAAUAAAGAAAUGGUCCCGA
This is a messenger RNA of Oenanthe melanoleuca, 2354 nucleotides long. RefSeq names its product OTU deubiquitinase, ubiquitin aldehyde binding 1 (gene OTUB1). The transcript is spliced from 7 exons. Bases 55 to 744 code for a protein of 229 amino acids. The record is from RefSeq and is a predicted model, not a curated record. Gene Ontology annotation, biological process: protein K48-linked deubiquitination; negative regulation of double-strand break repair. NCBI's taxonomy places the organism in Eukaryota, Metazoa, Chordata, Aves, Passeriformes, Muscicapidae. Gene Ontology annotation, molecular function: cysteine-type deubiquitinase activity; ubiquitin binding. Gene Ontology annotation, cellular component: nucleus.